CUCAUUUGCGUUCGUUUAUUGAAGUUUCGAGCGCUCUGGCACAGAGUUUAACUGCUCUGCGCUGGCACGUGAUUACGGCGCCGCUUCAGCACGCUCUGCUCUUUGAGCAAAAUACCGAACACAAGCAAUAAUUUCGAACGCACGGUAAGUCACGUCAGAAACGACAUCUCAAAGCAAAGUGUCAACUAUCAAAUCAACAUUACUAAACAAAUUUUAAUGCCAAUUCAUUCCAUAAAAAUACAAAUUCAAACAAAAUAAUUAAAGAAUUUCCAUUCAAUAAAUCAAAAUGAGUUUUGGAUUACCUUCAAUAAAAGCCAAACCCCAACACGCCGCCGAAUAUGGAAUGCCUGAGGGCGAAUAUGGGGUGCCAGAACUACUAAAAACAGGCCUAAGCUCUGCCCGUGAUGCUCUGGACAACGUCCACCCUCUAGCCCAAUCCGAACUAAACUACCGUCAAAAUACAGACAAAAUGAACAUGCAGGUGCUGCGCAACAUCCAAGGCCUGCACGCCCCCUUAAAAAUAGCCAUGGAAUUGAAGGCGGCAAGGAAAAUCGGGCAUUUGCCUUUUUUGAAGUCUUCCAAUGUAAUGCUAGAGUCUUUGACUGGGAGAGAUUUGGAAAUAAGUCCUGAAGAUGUUUUUAAUACUGGAGAAUUUGCCGAGGUAGCAGGACAACCUCAUGCUGUGAUUGAAAAGUCAUUGGGGAUUUUGUAGGUUAAAUUUUUUUCUUAUGUGUUUAAACAAUAAAAUUACUUUAAUUAAAAUA
Messenger RNA from Ceutorhynchus assimilis (cabbage seed weevil), 764 nucleotides. NCBI's taxonomy places the organism in Eukaryota, Metazoa, Arthropoda, Insecta, Coleoptera, Curculionidae. The record is from the annotation of a GenBank genome assembly.